AUGUCCACCCACCUCCACAGCGCCGCGAGGGAUGCAGUCAGCGCCAUGGGCACCCUCCCCGGUAACGGUAAUAUGCGCGUUCUGAUUGUCGGAAACCUUUCCACUUGUCACCAUCUGAACCGCCCGCCGCCUAACAAUGCGGACGUCGACUUCUUGGUUGACAUGGUCAACUUCGACGCCCAUGCCCGGGUUCUCUACCCCGGAGGGCCGGCCGAGUAUAUCCUCCAGAUGCUCGUGAUGCACAGCGCGCUGUUCGUGCUGAACCCGGUGGCUGGACCAACUUCGGUGACCCACGUCGCAACAGGGACGCUGGUCCAACUUCAUGCAGCCCAGGAGCUGCCCUAUCUACCGACCGCAGCCAGCCGUCCUUCUACGACCGGCGCCCGUAUCUACCCGUCCAUCGAAGAUUGCAUCCUCCUUCGCUUCCUGGCCGCGCCGAUUCGCGCGUCACCGCUGGGCAGUAGGCAGGACUAUUACGACGUGUGGGCCCUCACCAACAAAAGGCUACAGAAUCCGGCCGCGACGCCGCUAACACCCCGGCAGCAAGCGAUCGCGCGAGCGGCGCUCCCUCCAUUCAUGCGAUAUUCUUUCAAUAGCAGCGCAUAUUGGCGAACCCGCAUUGGAUUUUGA
Messenger RNA from Aspergillus mulundensis, 630 nucleotides. RefSeq lists its product as uncharacterized. The coding region runs from base 1 to 630 and encodes 209 amino acids. The record is from RefSeq and is a predicted model, not a curated record. The transcript has 3 exons. NCBI's taxonomy places the organism in Eukaryota, Fungi, Ascomycota, Eurotiomycetes, Eurotiales, Aspergillaceae.